Meleagris gallopavo (turkey) is the source of this 952-nucleotide messenger RNA. RefSeq names its product dynein light chain LC6, flagellar outer arm-like. Gene Ontology annotation, cellular component: cytoplasmic dynein complex. Lineage: Eukaryota; Metazoa; Chordata; Aves; Galliformes; Phasianidae. The record is from RefSeq and is a predicted model, not a curated record. Gene Ontology annotation, biological process: intraciliary retrograde transport; motile cilium assembly. Gene Ontology annotation, molecular function: dynein intermediate chain binding.
CGCUUUCCUGUCGCUAUAGCAACGAGUGCGGGCGCGAGGCAUGCGAGGAUCUUCCGCUCUCCGCCCCGUGGCCAAUGAGCGCGCGGAAUGGCGGAGGCGUUGGCCAAUGGGUAGCGGAGGGGGCGGGGCUAGCGGCUCCGCGGGGCGGUUAAAACGUAGCGGCGGCGUCGGUGCGCGUCCGCCCGCGGGACUGCGCGGCUCCCGGCCGAACGCCGUUGGUGCGGGGGACCAUGGGCGAGCAGAAGGCGGUGAUAAAGGACACGGACAUGCCGGAGGAGAUGCAGCAGCAGGCCGUGCAGUGCGCCCUGCGGUCCCUGGAGGAACACAGCCCUGAGUGCAGCGUUGCUGCUCAUAUUAAGAGGGAGUUUGACAGGAGAUACAACCCCACGUGGCACUGCGUUGUGGGGAGGAACUUUUCCAGCUGCGUGACGCACGAGACCAAUCACUUCAUCUUCGCCUACCUGGGCCACGUCGCUCUUCUUCUCUUCAAGUCUGCUUAGAGCCGGGGGCCGCUUCCCGAGCCCCGCCCCGCCCUUCCGUAACCCACAGCCCGCUGCUCUCAGACCGACCGAGGGAGGACUUUUCUGGAGUGAAUGGUGUUCUUAUUGUUCCUAGGGACGAAAUGGAAAAAGGAUCCCCUUCUUGUGUUUAUGUGUGAUCUACAGCAGGCUUCUUUCCCAAUAAAAACGUUCUGCCUUUCAAAGCUGUGCGCUGUCUGCGCUCUCUCUGACGUUGCUUGGGCUGCUUAAUUCCCCCUGAGCCCAGCAAUGGAUGUGCUCAUAACUCGUCAGUGAUGGAACAGUAACAGAUAAACUGGGGACAAAUGAAAGCAGUGAGGCUGAAAUUCCUGCCCAGAAAAUAACAGGAAAGGGAUCAGCGCUCAGGAAAUUCAAAUGCUGUUUUUCGAUUGAAUUAAAAUUCCUUUAAGAAGUCAUUGUCUUUUCAGUCUGAA